AUGGCCAAAUCAUCCUCCAGCAAAACAUGGCUUAUUACUGGUGCCUCCCAAGGUCUGGGCCUGGCAAUUGCAUUGUCUGCAUUGAAAAAAGGUCACAAAGUAAUUGCAGGAGCACGGAAUCCUGAGGUCGCAGGGACAAACCAUCCAGAACUUACCGCCGCAGGAGGAGAGUGGCUGCAUCUUGAUGUAUCACUACCCAGUACCAGAGACAUUGUCCAACAGGCCGCAGAAAAGGCAGGAGGCAUUGAUGUCGUAGUCAACAAUGCUGGGUAUUAUGCAGUGGGACAGAUUGAAGACUUCUCAGAAGAGGAAAUGAAAGACGCGAUGGAGACGAAUUUCUGGGGGCCGGUACGCGUGGUCCAAGGCGCACUUCCAGGCAUGCGAGCCAGAAAGUCUGGCACGAUCGUUUCCAUCUCAUCAAUCCUUGGAUUCUACCCCUGCCCAGCUGGCGUACUUUACUCGUGCCCAAAAGCUGCACAAGAUAUGCUGCAGUCGGUUCUCAAGUCCGAGCUUGCUGUGUUCAACAUCCGGACCAUCACCAUCACCGCUGGUCUUUACCGGACUGGUGUCAUUACAGCCUCCAAGCUGCCGGCUGCUGGUAUCACGGAGGACUAUUUGGCCGGCUCGGUCGGGAAAUGUUUGCAGGAUUCAGGGAAAUUCGCCCAGGACGCAAGCGAUAUCCCCGGCGACCCCGAGAAAUUCGGCGAGCGGAUUGUCGAAGUUGUUGAUUCCACGGGCCUGGCAAGUGGUUUGGAGAAGACUUCGCGGUUCCUCUUUGGGAAAGAUGCCAUUCAGUUGUCGAAGCUAAGGAUGGCGGAGUUGGCGGAGGAUUUUAAAAAUAGUGAGGAUAUCGCAGCGAGUACAGAUUUUGAAGGCCAUACUGGGAGAGGUGUCUUGAGUAUUUCUGACUAUCUCUAA
Exophiala bonariae is the source of this 918-nucleotide messenger RNA. RefSeq lists its product as uncharacterized. Lineage: Eukaryota; Fungi; Ascomycota; Eurotiomycetes; Chaetothyriales; Herpotrichiellaceae. Bases 1 to 918 code for a protein of 305 amino acids. The record is from RefSeq and is a predicted model, not a curated record. The transcript is spliced from 2 exons.